AAGUGGUCCAAAGGCAAAGUCCGUGACAAGUUGAACAACCACGUUUUGUUUGACAAGCCGACAUACGAGAAGCUGUACAAAGAAGUGCCCCAGUACAAGCUCAUUACUCCCGCUGUCGUAUCUGAGAGGCUGAAGGUUUGAGGAUCCCUUGCGAGGAGAGCACUCAUUGAGCUCAGGGAAAAAGGAUUAAUUAAGCAGGUAGUACAGCACCACAGACAGGUCAUCUACACCCGCGCAACCAAGGGAGAUGACCCAGUAGCAUAA
This is a messenger RNA of Hyposmocoma kahamanoa, 264 nucleotides long. RefSeq names its product 40S ribosomal protein S25 (gene RpS25). Gene Ontology annotation, cellular component: cytosolic small ribosomal subunit. The transcript has 2 exons. The record is from RefSeq and is a predicted model, not a curated record. Gene Ontology annotation, molecular function: structural constituent of ribosome. The annotation marks the transcript as partial. Lineage: Eukaryota; Metazoa; Arthropoda; Insecta; Lepidoptera; Cosmopterigidae.